Messenger RNA from Cololabis saira (Pacific saury), 1415 nucleotides. Its product is annotated as regulator of G-protein signaling 21-like. Bases 136 to 696 code for a protein of 186 amino acids. NCBI's taxonomy places the organism in Eukaryota, Metazoa, Chordata, Actinopteri, Beloniformes, Belonidae. The transcript has 5 exons. The record is from RefSeq and is a predicted model, not a curated record.
CCCAGCAGCCCUCAGCACUUCACAACAAGAAAGCCUUGGUAUAAAACGUAGCGUCGCAGGGGGAACCCUCCUAAGUGUCUCGCAGUCGCAGCAUGACCAGGACCCAGAGCCAGGAAGUUCGGAGUUAACAAGACAAUGCCAAGCUUAACCGCCGGACCCAUCAACACGCAACGCUUCAUCAUGGACAGAGAUGACAGGAAGAGAAACAAGAACAUUGGAAAGAACUUCAUAUGCCGCUUGCAGUGCAUGUUCUCCCACUCGUCCAGCUCGGAGAGCAGGCUAAGUUUAGAAGACACACAACAAUGGUCGCAGUCACUGGAACGGCUCCUCGAUUCUAAAUAUGGACUUGCUACUUUUCGUAACUUUCUCAAAUCUGAAUACAGCGACGAGAAUAUUGAAUUCUGGCUCACCUGCGAGGACUACAAGACAAUUAGGUCUUCUUUCCGAAUGUCCUCGAGAGCCAAGAAGAUUUACGAGCAGUACAUCAAACCAGAGUCGCCUAAAGAGAUCAACAUCGACUAUCACACCCGAGAGCAGAUCAAAAAGAACGUCAAGACUCCCACCGUCCACUGCUUUGACGACGCUCAGAAGAUAGUUUACGGGCUGAUGGAAAGAGACUCGUACCCGCGGUUCCUCCGCUCCGACAUUUAUAGAACUCUCCUGGAAAGCCUCGCCGCCGACGCCACAAAAGGAUGAAAAAACACGGACAGGAAGAGAGGGAACGGACAUGAAAACCCCAUAACUGGAAUGUUUGAGCUCCUUCAGGAGGAAAGAACUGACAACAAAGAAGGAAGGAGGGUCAAGCACCGAGCGAACGCAGGCUCGGCCUCCCCGGUCCUGCCGGCCCAGUCCCUACACAAACCCCGACGGGAAGCAGCCGGCGCGAUAACGGCCCCCCGUCUCGCAAUGCUAGCACUGGAUGAUAAGUUUGUGCAGGAUUGCUGAAGAUCUUUGAGUGAAUCGGCAGGACGACGGAGCCCCGAUCCGACUGCAAGCGUUGCACAAGCCGGCCGCUCAGCAGACGCCCUUUGGCCUUCUUUGCCGAGGUGUUUCCUCUGCAGAUAAAGAUUGAGGAUGUAAGAAGCGCCGCGGACGCACAUGAUUAGCUGUGUGUGUGUGUGUGUGUGUGUGCCAGCGUGCAAAAGAAAGGAAGAGAGACGAGGAAGAGCCAUUUUCUCCACAGAAGCGGCUCGAGAACGAGAGAAAAUCCUUAAUAAAAGGUUGUAGAAUGCCACUUUUGAUCCGUAAGAGGCACUCUACGACUUUUUUUGUACCCCUUUUUCCUUGGAUUGUGAAAAAUCACCGUGCAUAUUACUUUUGGUUGUCCACAAGUGAACCUUCGUUGCCAACAUUUGACGUUUUUAACUACUUCAGACUACACAGUAAAAAGUCUUUUGAUUUUAAAACAAAAAAAA